Messenger RNA from Paramacrobiotus metropolitanus, 5261 nucleotides. RefSeq names its product probable ATP-dependent RNA helicase spindle-E. Lineage: Eukaryota; Metazoa; Tardigrada; Eutardigrada; Parachela; Macrobiotidae. The transcript is spliced from 33 exons. The coding region runs from base 124 to 5013 and encodes 1629 amino acids. The record is from RefSeq and is a predicted model, not a curated record. Gene Ontology annotation, cellular component: intracellular anatomical structure. Gene Ontology annotation, molecular function: RNA binding; ATP binding.
CGUGCUACCCUCUAGUGCCUUGCUUUGAUUUCCGUGCUAGCCUCGAGAAACGUUUAUUUCAGAGUUCAGAAUUCACUUUUUUAUCGACAUUUUCUAUAAAUUUGUGUUACGCAUUAUGGCAUAAUGUCGGAAACGUAUUUCAAACGUCUUCUGCGAAGUCAGCAGCGACAGACACAGACAGCGGUGUCCGAAGCGGUUCAAGAGCCAGAAGACGCCAUACCUGAUUUCGUGGAUAUCGAUGGUUCAUUCGGAAUUCCCCGACCAAAGAUUGAUUACUGGAACUGCAACGUCGAUGAAUUCCUUGAAAAAAAUGCACCCGUUCUUUUCGAUUAUGAGCAUCCGGAAAAGAGUAUCUCCCGUGCGAAUCUGAAAACCACUCAUCGUCGCGAAAUAAUCAGUUUACUAUUGGGCAGUGGUGGUCAGGUCUCGCCUCUGAUCAUUCAGCGCUUUGGUUUGUAUUGCGGCGUGACUCUUCCGCUUUCGGAUAUCGAAACAUUCCUAAAAGAUGAUAGAAUUUUCCAAAUGACAGCGGACAGUGGAGUCAAAAAUCACGAUUCCGAUUCUGAGCCUGAUCCAGAUGACGACAGUCACGCGUCAACCAACGAGAAAGCGAAAACCGGCGCGGCCACUGUUACCCGACCAAAACAGGCCACCGCCAUUUGGAUGUUAAAAAGAGAACUGCAGGCUUUGUAUCAAGACAUCGUAAGCAAAGAACUGAGGAAUGAUCUCAUUUACUCACCAGAAGAACGCCUGCCGAGUUACAAAAACCCUAGGGGUAUCGCUGCUACUCAGGCUGAUUAUCUGAAAAUGCGAAACGCCAAAGUCUUCUCGAAAAACGAAAGAGGUCGCUUUGGUAGCCAGGCCAGUUUGCCGUCCAUGUCCUUGACCCUUCGCUCCCAACUGAUGUCCGAUCUGGAUGAUGCGGCAUCAGUCACAUCUGCAUCGACUGUAACCUCGCAAGAUGUAUUCACUUCGAGACCUACCGAACGAGAGUUACUGCUGUCUCAUAAACCGGAUAUCAACAUUAUCUGUCAACCGGAGAAGGAUCCAGUGGUUUUUCAGCAGUUUUAUCCCUCGGAAAUCCCCCAUGACGUGCUACAGUUGCCGAUUUAUACUCGAAAAGACGAGGUGUUGAGAUAUUUGUGUAGCCGAAGGGUUGUCGUCAUUUGUGGCCCUACCGGAACCGGUAAAACUACUCAGGUACCGCUCAUGGUUCUGGACGAAUGUGCCGCCACAAAUAAACCGUGCAACAUCAUUGUAACUCAACCUCGAAGAAUUGCUGCUACCAGUAUUGCCAGAAGAGUUUGCUUUGAGAGAGGCUGGACACUGGGACAACUUGUUGGAUAUCACGUUGGCUUGGAUAGACAGACUACACAGUCCACAAGGCUGACUUACUGCACUACUGGGGUUUUCCUAGAGAAAAUCAUAUCCAUGAAGAAUCUGAAUAUGUACACGCAUGUAUUCUUGGACGAGGUUCAUGAGCGGGAUCAGGACACCGACUUGGCACUGAUGCUAGUGCGACAGAUGAUGCGCGAAAAUUCUCCAAAUGUACAGGCCAUUCUCAUGUCCGCUACACUGGAAGUUCAAAAAAUGAGCGAAUACUUCAAGGAGAAAACCACAUCAAGUCCUGAACGCGAAAUAGAAGAAGUUGGAAACGUUGACUUACGAAUCGAGCAUUUCCCCAUCAAGGAGUUGCACUUGGAGGAAUUCGCCGUAGAAUACGACACAUCGGGUUUUGAACUAAAUCAUCCUCGAUUGUCUUCAAAAUUGCUGGAGUUGGCCUGCCAUACAAUCGACCAUUUAAUUCCACUUCCUGGUUCGAGUGCGGUUGAAUUUGGCGAAUCUGUUCUCAUGUUUCUUCCUGGUCUGGAGUACAUCAUAGAAAUGGAGGCUUUGCUCAAAAGAAAAGGAAGUCAGUCGCUGGAAGUAUGCAUCCUUCAUUCAACUAUAAACAAAGAAGAGCAGUUCCGGGUGGCGCACGAUUUCCCUAAAAGUGGUUCACGGCGAAUUAUCUUAUCAACAAACAUUGCUGAAAGUUCUAUAACGCUGCCUUAUGUUAAUUACGUUUUCGACUUUUGUUUGACGAAGUCAAUGAAGUUGAAUCCAUGUACCAAGAUGCCGCAGUUGGUGCUUCAGUGGGCAUCCUUAUCCAGUUCGUCCCAGCGUAAAGGAAGGGUCGGACGCAACAGACCCGGAGUUGUGUAUUUCUUCGUUCCAAGAAAAUUUCGGCAAAGCUUACCUCAGUAUCCGAAACCGGAAAUCUUGGAAGCCCCGAAAGAGAAUGCCGUACUACGUAUCAAGCAGCUGGGUGUACCGGUUCCACCGGCUGAACUUUUGGUGCUCUUAUUGGAUCCUCCGCUCCAGAACGAUAUUGAAAUUGCGGUUAUUAACCUGAAAAGUAUUGGCGCAUUAACGGUUACUUAUAAAGGCCAGCCGUGCUACCAGGACGGCGAUUUAACGGCAAUGGGGUUUCUACUGGCGUCUUUCCCGUUGGAUGUGCGAGUUGCGAAGUUUAUGUUCUUAUGCGCCAUGUUUGGAUAUGCAUAUGAAGGUUCCAUAAUCGCUGCUGGAAUGACCGUGGAAGCAGUCCUAAGUAGGACUAGGUUGUCGCCUGCCGACCGGUAUCGCGCAAUGGAACGGCACUAUUACCGCGGUGCUCAUUGUGAUGCGCUUGCCAUUGUGUAUGCCUAUGAAUUAUGGGAAGCGGAAAGGGAUAACCUGAAAUCACAUAUUGACCGAUCAAGAUUCACGGAUGCAACCUUGAUUGAUCUUUCCCGAAUGAAAGAGCUCUAUGCCCUUAAACAAGAACUCUGUGGAAGACUCCAGCGAAAAGGUAUCUACGCCGACCAUCCGUCUAGCAUGAGAGCUCCCAGAGAAGUGAUUAUACCGUUGUUAUUUGCUGGUGCUUUUUAUCCGAAUGUGAUGGUGAAUAUUGCUUCAUAUAUUGAUGCAAAAAUGGAACAAGUCCUUGCUGGAUAUGAUCCUAUGAGCACUUUGGUGAUUCCAAAUUUUGGUCAUCAAACAGCAGUACGGAGCCCGUUAUACGAUGACGAUCUGAAAGCCAUUUUGAGGGACAGCUCAGAAAGCGGCACUAUUCAACCAAAAAUUGUUUACGGCAGUUUUGAGACUUUUGUUUGUUUUGAUCGUUCUACACGACGUCCAUCCGGUGACAUUCAUCCUGAGCUGGGCGCCAUACUGAAAAUGACAAUGAACUCUCAUGGAAAGCUCACUUUACCGGAACGCCAGCGGUCAUCAGAAGUAAAUCAACAAAUUGACGGUACUGAUAAUACCAGUCGCGCUGGAUUUCGAUUUUCCAUUGAAAAUAAAGGAGAGUGUCGAAACCCAAGGAAAGGAAUUCCUCCCUGUUCCGUAAUUUUUCAGACUGGGCAGAAAAUACCUGUUGUACUUCAGGAUAUCGUCAGUGUGGACAAAUUUUUUGUGACCUGCACGAGGAGCGACAUAGUUCAGCAACAGUUAAACUUGGAGGAAAGAAUGAAAGCAUUUGCCAAAAGAAAGAUGUUCCCUAUUGAACUUAGAUACAUCAGAAUUGGAGAGGCAUUUAUGGCGAAAAGUGAAGACGAAGAUGGUAAUGUGUUCUAUACGCGUUGCUUGGUGGUGUCUCCAGUCAACAACGGAUGUGUGACGGUAUUACUGGUGGACUUGGGUGAAUAUGACCUGAUCUCAGCCUCGUCGUUAUAUUAUCUGCCUGAUUCGCUCAAGGACAUACCUCGCAGUAGCUUUGAAUUUAUAUUUGUUGGACUUCGCUUCUCAAGAAGUCAAAGGCGGUUGACCGUGAGCUAUAUGCAGGAUCUGCUGUGUGGUGAAGAAAGCGAAGUAUAUUUGGAAGUGUUUUCCGUAACGGAUGGCAUCGUGCGAGGUCAACUUUUCUGGAAAUGUCCUUUGGUGCCUGAUGUGGACAUAAGUGUUGGCGAAGAGCUGAUACGACUGGGGUGUGCAUUCAAAGGAAAGGAAUCGUGGAUUUCUGAGAAUCAUCAUAAGCAACUGGAAUCCGGGAACACUGACAUGCUCGCAGGAGCUGAAUUUGUUCCGGAUCUGGAUCUAAAGAACGACACACCACCUGUAGCCGGGAAAUGUAUAACCGUCGGUCCGGUUGAGUUCCCAGCACGAUCUCGCCGUGUCACUAUCAUGAAGGACCAAAAAAUUGCGAGUGUUAACAACACGAGCUUAAACAGCAUUGCUUAUGAAAAGUAUCCCCAGGAUGGCGGGUGGCCGUACCGACCUGUGGUGGCCGCAUUGAUGCAACAUCCUUCGCACACUGACGACGUUCUGAAGGGCCUCUUUACGAGUCAGCUUCCAACGCAACCGGGCCUGCUGGGAGUGAUCGCGCUGGCAUUCUCACCGGUUGCUGAGAUAGUGACAAAAGAAGAUGAACACGUUGGCUUGUUGACUGGACUGGGUCCAUUGGCUGAUUCCACUGAGAGUUUUUAUCCCGAAGGGGAAGUUAAUUUGGUCUUUGACGGGUACAUAUCCGAAGAGGAUAUUGAUAAAGCUGAUGCUUUGCGAAGAAAACUGAAUCAAAUGCUUUGCAUUAUGCAAGGGAACAUCCAUGCGGUACGCAACUUCGAUGAGUUGCAGCACGAAUGUCUGAACCUGUUGAUUAGUAUGGCUAGCAAGCCGCGAAUGCUACGCCCGAACCGUGGUUUUUGGAGCACUUUCAGUUGGUCACCAGUUUUGUACGAUAAAGAGCGGCUCGCAGCUGAACUAAAUUUCCUGAUGCCCAUUUGCCGAUCUGCAGAGCCAUCUUCAAUGGAGAAAAGCAUUAAGUUGUACGAUCAGAUGGUGAUGUUGCAUCGGGAUGCAAUGAAGAUCAUGAAGAAGGAGCUGAACGUUGGCGCCGAAUUGGGAGAAGAGGACGAACCAAUCAGCUUAUCGGCGGGUAGAUGUCAGUUCUGCAAUAAAACCAUCGAUCGCGGAAAUUUAGUAGAGCAUAUUUUUUCGGCUUAUCAUACUGAUCAGGAAAACAAAUUGUUGGCUUUCAGUUCUGUUGAAUAAGUUGUAUAUGAAGAUAUGCUUUUUCGUGGGUGUGUCAUUGCCGGUUUUCACCUUUCGUUUAAUAGAAGUACUCGUGAUAAUGGUUUUAGAUCUUUUGUUUGUGAUUUUGUGUGAUCGAUUAUGCUAAUCUGGCGAAUAUUUUUAGGGAUCCAUUGUUUCUUUAUAGCAAUCAAUUUAAUCACUGUUAUAAUUUAGGUCGUUGGUUAAUGUAUUAAUUGUUCACGCCCAACGAAUAGUGCACGAUCUAA